GGCUUGAGAGACUGGGCGGCUUCAUGGUGAAAUCAGAGUGAGAGGAAGUUGUUAGUAGAGUACAGUGAGUUCGGGUUGCCGUUUCACUUCGAGCAUCCGGGGCACUGAGUGUAUCCUGCUAAAAUCUCCGUUCCUGCCAAUCCACCUGCUGCUGGAGGAUGAAGGUCCUGUGCGAGGAUGUAAAUGGUCCCCGAAGCUCCCUGGGCCGGGCCUGGAGUCACAUGUCGUGGCUGUACUAUCAGUACCUUCUGGUGACGGCGCUCUAUAUGCUGGAGCCCUGGGAGAGAACAGUGUUCAAUUCCAUGCUGGUUUCGAUAGUGGGAAUGGCGUUAUACACUGGCUAUAUCUUCAUGCCGCAGCAUAUUCUGGCCAUCUUACACUACUUUGAGAUCGUCCAAUGACCCAGAAGAGCCCUGCUUUGCAAGGACAUUGUUGGGGGGGGGGGCGCAACUGUCAUCUCUGUGAUGGCGUAUUUGGCGCCAGUGAAUACCUGGGAGACGGCACUAUGGUCCCAAGCUGGAUGAAUAGUAUCACCUGGGAGCUGCUGGAGUCCUUCCAUCCCUAGCUGGAUGUUCAACACACAUCGUCACACACACUGGAACUUAACCAUUUUGUUGCCACAAAAGCCUGCAGCUUCGUGCCUGGUAGUCCUGACAGCAAAAGGGUUAAAAGCAGUAUUUAUAGAAAUGUUUUACAUAUUGCACACUAAAUGCAUUUUAUGAAGUCAUAACUUGCCUGUCAUUUUUAACACCCACCAAUUAAAACUUUUUUUAUAUUCGUGUGAAGCUUGAAGCAUUGAUAAUCUGCUUUGUACACAAAUUCAUCGGCACUAGUUGUGUGUAAAUGAAACACUUCUCACUUGUACAGCUGCUGUUCUGACACAAUUGCGUGGAAACUUUAUGGCAUAUUUUUAGGUUUUUUUUUUUUUUUUUCUGGUUUUGUUAACUAAAUUUAACCAAAUACAUGUUGUUUUCCUUAAAUUCA
This is a messenger RNA of Xenopus laevis (African clawed frog), 984 nucleotides long. It is a transcript of the gene sptssa.S, whose product is annotated as serine palmitoyltransferase small subunit A S homeolog. NCBI's taxonomy places the organism in Eukaryota, Metazoa, Chordata, Amphibia, Anura, Pipidae. Gene Ontology annotation, cellular component: endoplasmic reticulum membrane; serine palmitoyltransferase complex. Gene Ontology annotation, molecular function: serine C-palmitoyltransferase activity. Gene Ontology annotation, biological process: ceramide biosynthetic process; sphingolipid metabolic process. The record is from RefSeq and is marked provisional.